Echinococcus granulosus is the source of this 5187-nucleotide messenger RNA. RefSeq names its product Multidrug and toxin extrusion protein. Gene Ontology annotation, cellular component: membrane. The transcript has 37 exons. Gene Ontology annotation, biological process: xenobiotic detoxification by transmembrane export across the plasma membrane. NCBI's taxonomy places the organism in Eukaryota, Metazoa, Platyhelminthes, Cestoda, Cyclophyllidea, Taeniidae. The record is from RefSeq and is a predicted model, not a curated record. Gene Ontology annotation, molecular function: antiporter activity; xenobiotic transmembrane transporter activity. Bases 1 to 5187 code for a protein of 1728 amino acids.
AUGUCGAAGAUGCUGACGCAAUUCCUCCGGUUUAUUUGUCCAUUCUUAAGUAUAAUAAUUUGUGGGCACUUCAGUCGAGAGGAACUUGAUGCGGCCUCUUUAGCCAGCAGUGUUAUCAACGUGCUUGGUCUUUGCAUGGAUAUGGGAUUUUCAACGGCUUCGGAAACCCUCUUCAGUCAGACUUUUGGCAGUUCUAAGCGAAAAUUGAUGGGUAUCAUCUUACAACGAGCUUUGGUCAUAAUGACGCUGAUAUUCACCACGCUGGCAUGCGUUCACGUCAAUAUUGAGGGUUUGCUACUGGUGGCUGGGCAGGAUCCUCUCAUAUCAUCGCUGGCUGCUGAAUACAUUCUGUUCUUUCUUCCUGGACUCUAUUGUGACUUCUUAUUCAUGACUCUCUCGCGGUACUUGACCAGCCAAAACCUUGUGCGACCCAUGAUGAUCGCUGCCUGCGCGGGAACAGUCUUCACUGUUUUAACUCAACCAGCGGUUUACAGAUUAGGUCUUGGUCUCAGGGCCUCUGCGUGCUUUCUUUCGCUUUCGUUUGCGGUAAUGCUCUCAUGCGAAGUUCUAUACAUCUUCGUAUAUCGCGUGUAUUCCGAAACUUGGGCUGGCUGGGAUUUUGCUGCGGCAAUGUCCGAAUGGGGCAUAUUCUUCAAACUUGGCAUCCCGGGUAUUUUGAUGAUAGGGUUUGAGGAAUGGUGCCUUGAACUUAGCACCUUUAUCGCAGGAACAAUCAGUGAUGCUGUGUUAGGUGCUCAAGCAAUCGUUUUUCAAAUCCAGUCAUUCAUUUAUAUGGUUCCUUUGGGUGUUUGCACUGCAGUGAAUGUGAGAGUUGGACAGGGAUUGGGCGCCUUUGAUCCACAGAGGGCGAAACACACGUACAUGACCGCCCUCUUCUCAGUAUUUGGGAUAGUCGUUACAACCGCCGUUCCUGUCGUCUUGUUACGGCACAAAAUACCAUACCUCUUUACGACAGACAAAGAAGUAAUCGAGGAGGCUGUAAAACUAUUUCCCAUGCUUCUUAUCUUCCAGUUCUGUGAGGGCCUGGGCGGUGUUUCGGAGGCCGUUUUAUUGGCAUGCGGGCGACAAUUUUUGGGUGCCAUCACAAUAUUCCUAGGCUAUUACGUCGUUGGCCUUCCGUUGGGCCUUCUCCUCACUUACAAAUUUGAAAUCGGAAUCAUUGGAAUGUGGAUGGGACUUGCUACCGGUUUUUUCCUUACUGACUGUGUCUACACCUUCUUUGCUCUCCGGACAGAUUGGAAGGAACAAUCUAGAAGGGCCUUAUGCAAUGUACGCCAAAAUUCUGAGGGCAUUACAAACGGCUACAGAGACACACUGCCACAUGAUUCCAAUUGCAGAAGGUUUGUUUCAGUGAAAUUGGAGAUGCCAGUGGAUGAAAAACAACCUUCUUUGACAACUCAUCGGCCGGACUGCAUGAAAAUUCGCCUGCGUAUCGUCAUGUUCGCUACUAUUUUGGUCUUCCUAGUUUGUAACCUGUGGUAUCGUUUAUUCCAUACUACGCCUUAUUGGAUGCGUGUGUGUCAAAAUCAAACAGGCGCCGCCAAAACUGAGCUAGAACGUGUUACACUUCUUCUACUGCUUGCGGCCAUAAAAUGCAAAAGACGUGAAUUAUACAUCCGUGAUAUCAUGAAUAAUCUCAACACUGAAACACAAAGGGGUAUAAUGCAGUCUAUAACCAGCCUCACUGAAUAUCCAGAUACAACGGUUAGCUUGUCCGGACUUUAUGAGCUUCCGUCUGAACUUCGGUACAGCAUAAGAAAGGCCCUCUCGAAUCGAGUGGAAUUGUACUUUCUUCUAGCUGAAGAAGUUUUUCAUCGUAUCUGCGAGCAUUGUCCAGACUGGACUCCAACAAAAAGGACCCUUUUUAGCCCACAGCAUGAAAAGCGACAAGGGAAGGAUUUUAAUGUUAAAAUUUCACGAAGUCGAUCUCUGGCAUCUUCCCUGGACCUUGUUGGCCUUGCCCUCAAAAGGUCUAAUGAGGCGAGAUGUGAUAUGCUAAAGAGUCCACAAAGUGUAGAAACGGACACGGCGACUACCUCUGAAACGGGAUACGAGAGCCGUCCGCCCACCGACAAGCCUCUGAGAGACAAACAGGAAUUCGGGGAAAAUAGGGAUUUGGACUCAGCCCUAUGUAUCAUGGAGACUCAACUUGUCAAUGAUGGAGACGAAAAGAGAGAAUCUGAUACUCAAAUAACCAAGGCGAAAGCGAAAUUGAGGCAGCAAUCCUUAGUAAUUUCAGAGCAGGCGGACCAGUUGGAGGAGGUGCAAUCGCAGUUGGCGGAGGUGCAGGCAGAGGUAGACCGGCUCCGGACGGAGCGCGCGCGACUGGCGGAUGCGGCGGUAGCAGCGCGGCACUGGCGAGACGAGGCCGAUGCCGGUCAUCAGGCCAUCGCUCAGCUGCGCGAAUCUGAGCGCACUUGUGAGAAACUCAAACAACGCCUCCAAGCUGCCCAAUACUACCGAGUUCGGUGUCAGGAGCUUAGUGAAGAAGUUGAAUCAUUGAUCAAAUCUCGUGAUGCUCUUGAAAAUCGUCUUUCUGAGCAGCAAGCUGACCAAUUCAAAGUUCACUUACUUAAUGAAAGGCUCAUCAAGCAGUCCCAGCGAAUAAUGGAACUAGAGUCGCAACGUGAAAAGGAUUUGGAGGAGAUCUGCCAAUUGAAGAAUGAGGUGGCAGAGAGUCGCAUUGAUGCACUCAAUUUGUCACGGAAGGACUUGUCUACAGGGGGCGUCAGUCCUAGCCCCUCCGACUGCGAGGGAAGGGAGCUACUCUCCAGAUUACCCAGUCUUCAAAGUGAGACAUCUGCAGCGGAUACGAUGAUGGUGCAUUCUUCUCGAAAUGAAGCGUCUCAAACGCACGAAGUGUAUGACGGAAAAGCAAUAAAACUUCAAAAGGAGCUGGAGCGAACCGUCGAAGGAUGUGCUUCACAAUUACAAAGAAUUCGGACUAAACUCAAUUCAGUUUGUGAAAAAAUCAACACAAAUCAGCGGUUAGACGCGAUCACAGCAUUCGAUAAAGUGGAAUUCAACCUUAAAGACAGCGCUGAAGCCCUAAUGAAGGACCUCGAGCAGACGAUUCUCGAUGUCAUUGAAGCAAUUGAAGAAAACGAUAAGAAACUCAUGGGUUUGGAGAAAACCAGUUUAUCAAAGCCAAUGACAAUACCCGUGACAGUCCAAACUGACCCGAUCCUCUUGCAAACUGACGCAAGGAUGUUUGGACAAUCGUCUACCUCCUUGAAAACGACCACUCUAUUAGCGCAGUCGACCUUUCGGGACAGUGUCGAGUCGCUGCGUGACACUCUAACCAACGCAAUGCAUCACGAACUGAAGACGAUUCUUGACCGCACCAAAGACCAAGGCAGCAGACCAAACGCGAAUCUUGCUGUCAAAAACACCCAAACACAUGUAUUCCCUAGUAAGAAUGCUCAGUGUCAGAUAUCACUGGACAACCAACUGCCUCUCCUCUCUGGUACAGUUCAACGUCCCCACAGGAUAUGCAACCGAUUUGGAACACCACUUCAAUUAAGUGUAGUUCAACCAAGCAAAGUUCAGCGAUCAGAAUUAAGCCGAGAGCAAAGUAAUGGGCUCAAGGUUGUCAGUCGUAGAGGCGUAAGCACGUCGCCUACCGGAGGUCAAAUGCAAUUCGGUAUCAACGAGGCUGCUGGAGAGGCUCUUCUUCAGGAUAGUGAGGCAAAAACACGUAUCGCUGUCCCAUGUAGGGAAAGGGACGAAGUCAAUGAGCUAUUGAAGUCAACAAAACACGAACUGGAACACUGCAAAGAUUUACUCAAGAUAUGCCCACCUAACUUGAAUUUCAAGGAACUAAUUUUGGAGUUGGUUCUUCAUGCUAGUUCACGGUUGCGCUCUUUUGGUAAUGGGUGUGGCCGCUUGCGUCGGGAGGUGCGGUUGUGUGCGCAAGUGGGCGCGCGAGUCAGGAUUACUGUGGCAGUGAGUCAGCCGCCCGCCCAAUCCUGGUCGCUGUCCUACGCCCCUCCCACCGCGCCUCUGUGUGCCAUCACGCGACGGGUUGGCAUGAUGUCGUAUCUUGAAUACGAAAAUCGCAAUACUUAUUUGGAGAAAGAGAAUCGUACUCUGUUACUCCAAUUGAGAUCUCUUCUUUCCCAAAAUCAGGGUGUAGUGACGGAGGCUCUCGAAAAUAGUGAAUGUCACUAUCGCAAACAACUUGCUCUUCGUGAUGAGUUGGCGUUAAUGAAGCGCCGUAAGGAACGGCUAGAGGAGAAGCUCAUCGAACAGUACAAGACGAUCCCUUCGCCCAAAAAGUACGACAUCUGGUUGACUGUCUGCCCUGAUGCAGUGAAUUUUAAACAUUUCGUUUGGGUAAACUUGAGGGGCUCCUCAAUUUUCAUGGCCACACCCGUGCAGCGGUGUUGGCCCACCUUUAUAUCACGCUGCCUUUUUGAGGAGGAAAUUUGGGUCACUUCUGAGAUCGGGCUGCGCACUUCGCCGCAGGUAGCUAAACCAACCAUCAGUUUCCUACAGAAGGCUCGUGAUGCUCUUUUGAAAAAUAAAGACGUCUACACCCUCGAUAAUAGUUGCCUCCCACCUGCCGAUAAUUAUGAACAAGGCAUCAAACAAAUUUUGCCUUCUUCCAACCUGCGAUGUGACGGAUCGGAAGAUGACGAUGAGUAUCUUAGAGACUUCCGGAAGUUUAUAGGCAAUUUGGAAAGGCCGAAGUUAAGCCCACAUUCUCAAAUGUUGCCUUGUAUUUUAGGCAUAGAGGCAUAUUCAGUCAGCUCAAUCGUGCCACCACCUAAAAAGGCUUUCAUGAGCAAAACUAAUUCUCUGUCAUUCUUUCCCACACAAAGUGCGAAAAUGGCAGACAUACGGUUCCCGCGAGAUACAAACCCCAAGAAAGCACAGUCAAUGUGUACACAUAGGCGUAGGGUGGCUUAUGCCAAUGAGAACUCAACAGCACCCUCUCUGGGUGGUCUAAUUGGUCGAAGAAGAAUCUCGGUUGCUGACCCAGAUUACUUGAAUCCCAUCACCUCUUUUUCGCAAGAUCUCGGUGGUAUCUUGGUCCAAGGCCAUCGAGAGUCAUCCGAGACUGCCUCAAAUGACAAAAUGUCCCCCACGGCACCGGCACACACCGUGGAAAGCGCCGACUGUCUGGCCAAACCAGUGGUUUUUUUGGAGUAUGGUGAUAUAUGA